GUGCGUGUGAGGGCGGACCGCGGAGGCGCCGAGGCCAAUGGCUUAUCGCGAAAGACUGGGGGGCGGGGAAGACGGCAGCCGCAGGCCCAACCCGAGGCUCGGGAGGUGGUUGGGGAGUGAAUCUUCUGGAAGGCGGCUUUAAAGGCGCCGGGCCCGAGCGAAGGGCAUUUUGGUACUGCCGUCGCCGGGGCCGGGGAGGGGGCGCGUUGGUGGCAGGAAGCGGGCUGCGCCGAGGUCGUCGCGGAACCAGCUGGUGACCCUCGCAGGAUGAACCACAAGAGCAAGAAGCGGAUCCGCGAGGCCAAGCGGAGUGCGCGGCCGGAGCUGAAGGACUCGCUGGACUGGACUCGGCAUAACUACUACGAAAGCUUCCCGCUGAACCCAGCGGCCGUGGCGGACAAUGUGGAACGGGCAGACGCCUUACAGCUGUCGGUGGAAGAGUUCGUGGAGCGAUAUGAAAGACCUUAUAAGCCCGUGGUUCUGCUGAAUGCCCAAGAGGGCUGGUCGGCGCAGGAGAAGUGGACUUUGGAGCGCCUCAAGAGGAAAUACCGGAACCAGAAGUUCAAGUGCGGUGAGGAUAAUGAUGGCUACUCGGUGAAGAUGAAGAUGAAAUACUACAUCGAGUACAUGGAGAGCACGAGAGAUGACAGUCCCCUUUACAUCUUUGACAGCAGCUACGGGGAGCACCCCAAAAGAAGGAAACUUCUGGAAGACUACACGGUGCCCAAGUUUUUCACCGAUGACCUCUUCCAGUAUGCGGGGGAGAAGCGCAGGCCCCCUUACAGGUGGUUUGUGAUGGGGCCUCCACGCUCUGGAACCGGAAUUCACAUCGACCCCCUGGGAACCAGCGCCUGGAAUGCCUUAGUUCAGGGUCACAAGCGCUGGUGCUUAUUCCCCACCAGCACGCCCCGGGAGCUCAUCAAGGUGACCCGUGAAGAAGGUGGGAACCAGCAAGAUGAAGCUAUUACCUGGUUUAACAUCAUCUACCCGACACAGCUUCCGACCUGGCCACCCGAAUUCAAACCCCUGGAAAUCUUACAAAAGCCAGGAGAGACUGUCUUUGUACCAGGAGGCUGGUGGCACGUCGUCCUCAAUCUUGAUACCACCAUUGCCAUCACCCAGAACUUUGCCAGCAGCACCAACUUCCCUGUUGUCUGGCACAAGACGGUAAGAGGGAGACCAAAGCUAUCAAGGAAAUGGUACAGGAUCUUGAAGCAGGAGCACCCUGAGCUGGCAGUCCUGGCCGACUCGGUCGACCUGCAAGAGUCCACGGGGAUCGCCUCCGACAGCUCCAGCGACUCGUCCAGCUCCUCCAGUUCCAGCUCAUCCGACUCGGACUCAGAGUGCGAGUCUGGCUCCGAAGGCGACGGGACGACGCACCGCAGGAAGAAGCGGAGGACGUGCGGCAUGGUGGGCAACGGGGACGCCACCUCCCAGGACGACUGCGUGAGCAAGGAGCGCAGCUCCUCCAGGAUUAGGGACCCUUGCGGAGGCCGUGCUCACCCCUGAGCGGAAACUCUCCCUGAGGUGGCCCCUGUGAGCUGUCGGCAGCCGCCCCUUUCCCGUCUUCUGCUCCUCCCUCCUCCCCUGUCUUCUCUGCCUGUGGACCGUCCUCUCUGGCCCGAGCUCCCGUCUUGGGUCCAAGGCCGUGUUUUCUGCCUGCUGAGAACAGCCUGUCAAGAAGUUGACCUCGGGGCGCUCAGGGACGCGCUGGAGGCCGCUGUGCUGGUGGGCGAGAAGGUUCUGGGCUCCUGCUUGAAAACCACGCCGGCGGACCCCACGGCUGGAGGGUUGUGGUCCCCGUGGCAUCGGCGUCGCGGCGGCGGGGAUGUCGCUGAGGCCCCUCCGCUGUGCACGCGGCCGGCGGCGCAGCACUCACGGCGGCAAGGAUCGCGAGCCGCCACCUCCCGAGUCGCCGCCCGAACAAACACCUUCCCUCGCUGCCCCGACCCGGCGGCGCGCACCCACCCGCCCCCCGCCUCGUGCCGUCUCGUGGUUCCCGUCUGUUGUCCGUCCGCCGUCGGAAGCCGGUCGCGUGUCGGGGUGGGGGUGGGGGGGUCGGGCACAGUGUGCUGGGGGGGCCCUGGGGGUUUGGUUUGUGAACAGAGCCGGAAGGGUGUUCCGAGCGUUGUCCUCGCGGAACUCACCCUCUGAACAGGGCCUGGCGAGUUCCGACAGGCUUGUCCCGUCCUCCCCCCGCGCGAUCCGGCGUCAGGCUCCGCAGACGCCUGGUGCGUGACCUGCAGGCAGGCGUCAGGUGGGGAAUCGCGUUGCUGGCCGGCCGGGAGCCUCACGGAGGUGGUGCGUCUCCUCUUCCGGGAUGUGUCAGGCUUCUAAGUAACCGCGGUGUAAAUCCUUAGGGAUUGACCAGCAGGUUCCAUCUCAUGCCCUCUCGGUUCAGCUGCUUGCCUUCAUCUGUCCCUAAAUUCAGCUAAAUUUAAAUAAAUGUAAGAGGGGGUUGUCAAGGACACACCCAGUGAAAGGCAAUUUCCUGGUAGGAGGGUUGGAAUGCUCAACGGAAGGCCCCCUUCAACCGACAGCGGAGGGGAGCCUCCCAGUGUCCCAGAGGCGAGAGGAGUGUAAGGAGUUGCCUCUCAAGAUCUUCCCUAAAAACGGGCAUCGUCAGGGGAGUCCUGGUCGCUUCUUUGCCAAAUGUUCCGUUUUUGACAGACAAGUGAACACUUCCUGACACUGGGUUGGUCCCCUCUUUUGUCUUUGUCCAACAUUCUGCGUGCUCAGAUGCGAACCCCAGCCGUGUCUGCGUUGGAUGGGGAACUUCAGGCCCCCUCCUAGUGCCCCUCUGCCUGCACCUGGCUGCCCCCGCCCCCAGCCCAAGCUCCAGGGCGGGCCCAGUGUUAGACCCAGUGGGUGUGAGUAAAUUCAGAGCCUGAAGGAAUCCACCUCUCUCUGUGUUAAUAUCUGGAGGAUGUUUCCUCUUUUUUAAAAAAAAGGUCCUUGCCAUCUUCCAAAUACUUUUUCUGUCCCUCGUUGCUCCCAGGCCAUCACCCUCCCUUGGCUCUCAAAUCCAUACCAACUGCUUCUCCCUACACUUCAGCCUCAAGGACAAAACCAAAACCAGGCCACUAGGGGGAGCAGGGGGACUUGGGUGUGGCCGCCCCUGUGGUAAAGUGGAAGCUUGGUUUUUACUUCCCCAGAUGGCGAGGGUGAUUCCUGUGUGGUAGACAGAACCCAGAAGUAGAGUCCAGCGCAUCCCGCAGGCCCUCAGCCCCCUGUCCUGAAAGCGUUCUUGCCACCUCAUGAGUGACGUGUUUCAGCCCCGCCAGAGACCCAGCAGCCCCCCGUGGCUGUCACUGUGGGCCAGGCGGGCACGCGGUCACGGAAGCAAAGCAGGGCCGGGGUGGGGAAGCGGAAAGGAGCGGCCGCGGCCGGUGAUCGCAGGGAGGGAGGAAGCGGGAACAAGGUUGUCCCUCUCCCGGCCGGCACAAGCGCCUCCCUCCAGGGGUGUCCGGAUUGUAAGGAGGACACAGCGUGAACCUGUUUUUAGAGAUGAUGGCGCUCCCGCUGUGGCGCCACAGGAUCAGAGGCCUCUCUGUCGCUGGGACGCAGGGACGCAGGUUUGAUCCCUGGCCUCGCACAGUGGCUUAUGGAUCUGGAGUUGUCACAGCUGUGGCUCGGAUCUGAUCCCUGGCCUGGGAACUUCAUAGGCCACAAAGUGGCCAAAAGAGAAAAAAAAAAAUGUAUUUUUAGCGAUGCUUCUCCAAGAUGACAGCUGAUCUUGAAACUAACAAGCUGGGUCCUGGAAGAAGGGAUCUUGGGCUAAUCCUUGAAGGGGAGGAGUGGGGUGAGCAGACAAGCAGGGGGCCCAGGGCACGAGGCAGCCUCUGAGUCUGUGGGUGAGGGAGGUGAAGGCUUUGCCAUCAGCCCAAGGUCACCAUGCUGCACACAGGUGCCUCUGGGGUCAGCAGUGCUGCCAUGUCAAGGGUUAUGCCUUUGAGGGGAGAGCCACCAAAACCAGGGGUGUUCUCAUUUCAGUCAAGCUUGCCCAUACUCAUCUGUUAAUCAUUAAAACAUUCAAUUGGAGUUCCCGUCGUGGCGCAGUGGUUAACGAAUCCGACUAGGAACCAUGAGGUUGUGGAUUCGAUCCCUACCCUUGCUCAGUGGGUUAACGAUCCAGUGUUGCCGUGACCUGUGGUGUAGGCCGCAGACAUGGCUCAGAUCCCGCGUUGCUGUGGCUGUGGCGUAGGUAGGCUGGCAGCUACAGCUCCGAUUGGACCCCUAGCCUGGGAACCUCCAUAUGCCGCGGGAGUGGCCCUAGAAAAGACAAAAAACAAAAACCAACAAACAAACAAAAAAAAAAACCAUUCAAUUGGAGUUCCCAUUGUGGCUCAGGAUAACCCGUGGAGCCUGACCAGUAUCCCUGAGGAUGUGGGUUCAAUCCCUGGCCUCGGUGGCUUAAGGAUCUGGCAUUGCUGUGGCUGUGGUGUAGGCCGGCAGCUGCAGCUCUGAUUCAGCCCCUAGCCUGGGAACCUCCAUAGGUGGCAGGUGUGCCUAAAAAGCAAAAAAAAAAAAAAAAAAAAAAAAAAACCAGCAAAUGUUCAAGUACCAGCCCUGUUCUAGGCCCUGCAGAUGCAGCGGUGACAAGCCCACAUCCCGGCCUCAUGGAGCUUCAGGGAUAGUGGCCAUGCUGUCGUUCACAGGGGCCACUGGGCAGCGUGGUUAAAGCCACGCAUGUCCAUCUCCAUGGCGGGAAAAGCAGGUGCAGGCCUUACUAAACCCAAGCUCACGAGCUCUUCGUAAGAACCUCGUCGUUACAGCUGUGUUCUUAAUCAGCACGGGGCUGCUUUGCGAAUGAGCUGGAGGCCUUUAAACGAAGGACCAGCAAGAAAGUUGCUGGUGCAAGGGCUUCACAAAUCUCUCAGAGGUUCAGCUGUCAUGUGCUUUAGGACCUUAGCUAAGAGUGCGCAGCGGAACUGGAGUUUUGCCGUAAAAGCUGUAAAAAGCCCUGUGUAGGAGGCGUCUGAGCCCUUGGCUGUAGGUUCCUUGAACUGUGUGUAGCAUUUCCACAAGUAAGUUGUUUGUCCUGCGUCGUGCUGAGGGUUCUGUGUGGAGCCUGGUUUCUCCCGACACCCCCUUCCCUGGUGGUGACAGGAUGUCGCACUGAUGUCACACUGUUUGCAGCAACACUGCCGGAGUCCCCAGGUGGCCCUCCGCCUCGUCUCAUCAUGAGGUCAAAAAUGAACCAUCUCGCCCCAUCCUCUCUUCCCCUGGUAGCAGGAGACCCGCCGGCCUGCCGCCUCCGAGGGGACCGGACACUCCAGAGGAACUGGCACCGUCUGAGCGCCAAGCGCCUCCUGGUUUUGCUUCUGCCUUUCCCUUGGGAAGCCGCCACCACAUACCUGGGGGGCUGCCCGUGUGCUGGUAUUUUUAACUUUCACUGGGAUGAAACUUGUUCACCAUUUUAAAUAAAGCACCUUGGUUUGGAGUUGGGUUUUUUGCACUCGCUUUUUUCCUUGUUUUCAUUCUUACU
This is a messenger RNA of Sus scrofa (pig), 5488 nucleotides long. RefSeq names its product jumonji domain containing 6, arginine demethylase and lysine hydroxylase (gene JMJD6). Gene Ontology annotation, biological process: phagocytosis. Gene Ontology annotation, molecular function: histone H4R3 demethylase activity; P-TEFb complex binding. NCBI's taxonomy places the organism in Eukaryota, Metazoa, Chordata, Mammalia, Artiodactyla, Suidae. Gene Ontology annotation, cellular component: nucleus; cytoplasm. The record is from RefSeq and is a predicted model, not a curated record.